UCGGCGGGAAGAAAGUAGCAAGUAUGUGUUGGUGCGUCUUAAAUCCAAAGAAGUGCGGAAAGUUUUAACUAGUUGCCGAGCCACCAUUGGCAAAGUUAGCAAUAGCGAAGCCAAUUUGGUGCGGCUCGGAAAAGCUGGCCGAAGCCGUUGGCGGGGUAUCCGACCCGCGGUGCGAGGUUCAGCGAUGAACCCUUGCGACCACCCUCACGGAGGUAAAGAAAAGCAGCCUAUCGGUCAUAAAUCUCCACUUAGCCCUUGA
Molecule: messenger RNA, 259 nt
Organism: Racocetra persica
Lineage: Eukaryota; Fungi; Glomeromycota; Glomeromycetes; Diversisporales; Gigasporaceae
Source: the annotation of a GenBank genome assembly